Molecule: messenger RNA, 1239 nt
Organism: Tetrapisispora phaffii CBS 4417
Lineage: Eukaryota; Fungi; Ascomycota; Saccharomycetes; Saccharomycetales; Saccharomycetaceae
Exons: 1
Coding region: 1-1239 (412 amino acids)
Cellular component (GO): cytoplasm
Molecular function (GO): GTP binding; ATP hydrolysis activity
Source: RefSeq, a predicted model, not a curated record
AUGCCUAGAGAUCCGUUGAUUGGUAUUGUUGGUAAACCAUCUUCUGGUAAGUCCACGACUUUGAACUCAUUGACUGAUGCAGUUGCUGCUGUUGGUGCGUUUCCUUUUACUACCAUUGAACCUAAUAGAGCGACGGGUUACUUGCAAGUAGAUUGCGCCUGUGAAAGACAUGCUUUACAAGAACUAUGUAAGCCAAAUUACGGGUGGUGUUCAAAUGGUAAGAGACAUAUUCCAAUUAUGUUGUUGGAUGUUGCAGGAUUGGUACCUGGGGCCCAUUCGGGAAGAGGUCUAGGUAAUAAGUUCCUGGAUGAUUUGAGACAUGCGGAUGCUCUGAUUCAUGUUGUUGAUGUAAGUGGUACCACCGAUGCUGAAGGUAAAAAUACUAGGGGCUAUGAUCCAUUGAAUGAUAUUGUGUGGUUGCAAGAUGAGAUUAGGUUAUGGAUCGAGGGUAAUCUGCAGAAAAGAUGGGGGUCCAUUGUUCGUAGACAUACAGCUACCAAAUCUUCUAUUGUAGAUACUUUACAAGGUCAAUUUGGUGGUUACGGUUCUCAUGCACCAAUGAUUCAAAGAGCAUUGCAAAGUAUAGAUGGUCUUCCACCCUUGGAAAAAUGGGAUAACGACUGGAUAACAAAAGUUGUGAAGGCUUUCAUGGUAGAGAAAUUCCCCACUGUAUUGGCUUUGAAUAAAAUUGAUCAUCCUGACGCCGAUAAAAACGUAUCAAAAAUAAUGUUGAAAUACCCUGAUACAAAGGCAGUCUUGACUAGUGCUGUCACAGAAGUGUUCUUAAGAAAGAUGAAGAAACAAGGUUUUAUUGCAUAUGAAGAAGGUACUGAAUUCGUGGAUACUUAUGAAGACGAUCCUGAUAAUUUAAAGGAACUCGAUGAGAAAUUACUAGAUAGAAUCGAAAAAAUUAGAGAUUUGGUUCUUUAUAGAUUUGGUUCAACUGGUGUCGUUAAAGUGCUUCAAGCUGCGACAGAUGUAUUGAACCUAAUUCCAGUGUACACUGUUAGAAACAUACAAUCAUAUACCGGUGGUAAUGGUAAAAAUGUUUUCAGGGACUGUUUCCUGGUCAAAAAAGGCACUCCAGCUGGGAAAGUGUCGAGAUAUAUAAUGGGGACAGAUGUAACUAUAGCCGCAAUUGAAACAGUCGGCGGGGUAAGAGUUAGUGAAGAUGCUCCAGUUGAGCCUGGUAAAAAUGAUAUUCUAUGUUUCAAAAUCGCUCCAAGAAGUCAAGCAUAG